UGUGUGUGAGAUUCAGUUUGCGCGUGAGAGUGACAGACAAGAUGGUGGACAUGUUGUUAACAAUCUUGCUUACUGUAUUGGCGACCUCAGAUGCACACAGCAUCAGUCGUGUGCAGCAAAUACCACUACAAAUGAGCAGACGUGUCAAAGAUACUCCACCGUACCCGCAGUGGCCUCCGAUGUUUCAACAAAGCUUCAACGAAACAUUCACCUACCCCAUCUUGGGCUCUCACAGCACCAGCGGGACCUAUUACUACGAUUUCGAAAACCGAAGGUACAAAAUUGUCCGUGAAAAUGGCCGCUACGACAGGUAUUGCGGGUUCAACGGCGAACACACGCUUAGCGAUACUCCGUGUACGCAGCUUGUUGUCAAAGGACAGAGAUGGCUGAUUUAUCCGGACAAGAAAGAAUGCUGUAAGUGUUGUACUAGUGAGCAAGGUUGCGGGGUUCUCUUCCCAACCUGGAUGGUAAACGCAACGUUUCUUGGCAAGGUGAAGUGGCAUGACGGUACGAUGGUGUACAAGUGGGACAAGCAGGGACUUCAACAUAACUAUUAUUACGAGACGAUAGCUGAUGACCCUGAGGACAGAAUCUUGCUUCAGAUCGACCAGCAGCCCAACGAUGAUCAGAUAUACAAUCGGGAAUCUCGUAAACUGGUGAUUGAGAAUCCGGACGAGGUAUUUCAACUACCGUCAUACUGUGAAUCAGCUGGAGGAUGUUCAUUUUUCUCUACUUGCCAUGCAGUUGGAUAAAACUCUCUGGAACUUACAUCCGGUCAACCUCAAAGUCUAAUCAGUUUACGAAUGAUAUCACCAAUUACUGUUUUUUACAAUUUCUAACUGGGUUUUUGUUGAUUUUUUGAAUGAUAAGGCAAUUUUAUCCGUUGGUUGGUUGGAUAACCAAUUGAAGGUUAAUAAAUUUUUUUGAAAAUGUUUCCACUUAAAA
Dendronephthya gigantea is the source of this 945-nucleotide messenger RNA. RefSeq lists its product as uncharacterized. The record is from RefSeq and is a predicted model, not a curated record. NCBI's taxonomy places the organism in Eukaryota, Metazoa, Cnidaria, Anthozoa, Malacalcyonacea, Nephtheidae. Bases 42 to 752 code for a protein of 236 amino acids. The transcript is spliced from 2 exons.